Molecule: messenger RNA, 2016 nt
Organism: Nelumbo nucifera (sacred lotus)
Lineage: Eukaryota; Viridiplantae; Streptophyta; Magnoliopsida; Proteales; Nelumbonaceae
Gene: CRSH
Product: Ca2+-activated RelA/spot-like protein
Biological process (GO): guanosine tetraphosphate metabolic process
Molecular function (GO): calcium ion binding
Source: RefSeq, a predicted model, not a curated record
CGAUUAUAAUCGAAUUCUGUGGCAAAGAAGCCACUCUCGGUCUCCCAGAUUCUCUCUCUCUCUCGCAUGGAGAUUUCCGGCCACAGCUUUACUCCGAAUCCGAUCCCCAAGGCUAGGGUUUCGAGAGCUCGUUUUCUUCUAUUGAGAUGUCCUCAAGGUGUCCUCAUUCGGAAACGUCAACGGCGGAUUCUUUCCGGCGGAGUCAGAGUAUCUGUUUUCCGAGUAUUCGCAACUGCCAAAGCACCAAUGGCCCUCGAACAGCCAGGAGGAAAGAUGGUAAUGGAGCUUGUCGGAGCUUUCAACGAACUUACGGAGAGGAUUAAUGUGUUGUCCACCAGUUCCUCGCGUCUGCUAUUCAAGACCCUCAAGCUCUCUAUUCCUAUCUUGCAGUCUUUUCCUUUUGCUCCAGAUGGCCGCUCUCCGCUCUCUAAAGCACUGUCCGUUGCACUUGUUCUUGCUAACCUUCAGAUGGAUGCAGAAGUUAUUUCUGCUGGCAUACUGAGAGAAGUUCUGGAAGUUGGAGCUAUAUCCAUACAUGAAAUUAGAAAUCAGAUUGGUACUGGUACUGCUCAUCUGUUGCAUGAAAGCUUGCGGAUAAGGGAAAUCCCUUCAAAGGUGGAAAUUUUAGAUGAGGAUAGUGCCAGCGCACUAAGGAAGUUCUGCUUAACUUACUAUGAUAUUAGGGCUUUGAUUUUAAACCUUGCUUUGAAGCUUGAUAUGAUGAGACAUCUAAAUUACCUCCCAAGAUAUCAGCAACAGAUGCUAUCUCUUGAGGUUAUGAAGAUACAUGCACCAUUAGCUCAUGCAGUAGGUGCCACCACCUUAUCACUGGAACUAGAGGACCUUUCCUUCAGAUACUUAUUUCCAUAUUCAUACCUUUAUGUUGAUACAUGGUUGAGAAGCCAUGAAACAGGAAGUAAGCCUCUGAUAGAUAUGUACAAGGAACAGCUGCUUCAAUCCUUAAAAACUGAUCCUGUGUUAAAAGAAAUGGUGGAUGACAUCUCAAUUCGUGGUCGAUAUAAAAGCCGUUACAGCACUAUGAAGAAACUUCUAAAGGAUGGUCGCAAGCCAGAGGAAGUAAAUGAUGUUUUAGGUUUGCAGAUCAUUUUGAGUCCUAGAUCUGGAGAUAACAACUCAGAGAUGGGCGAGAAAGCAUGCUACAGGGCACGGGAAGUGGUGCAAUCUUUGUGGAAGGAACUUCCUCAUAGGACCAAAGAUUACAUUUCUAGGCCCAAAGCCAAUGGGUAUAGGAGUUUUCAUAUGGCAGUUGAUGUUAGUGAUAAUGGCAAGAGUAGACCACUAAUGGAAAUACAGAUACGCACCACCGAGAUGGACAUAUUGGCUGCUGAAGGAACUGCAUCUCAUUCAUUGUACAAAGGUGGCCUUACAAAUCCUGAAGAGGCAAAAAGGCUGAAGACCAUUAUGUUGGCUGCAGCUGAACUUGCAGCAUUCCGUCUCAGAGAUCUGCCUUCUGCAAGUCACAAAGGUCUUGAAAUUGACCAGAGAGACAGAAUAUUCCGCCUUCUUGAUAAGAAUGGAGAUGGUAGGAUUAGUAUGGAAGAACUUAAAGAAGUGAUGGAAGAGCUUGGAGCAGAAAGAGAGGAUGCUGAGGAGAUGAUGCGGCUGCUUGAUGCAAACAGUGAUGGUUCCUUGAGCUCUGAUGAAUUUGAUUUAUUUCAGAAGCAGGUCGAAUUUCUGCGUAGUUUGGAGGACAGAGAUGAUCAGUACAGAAGCAUGUUGGAUGACAAGCUAAAAGUAACUGACAGUGGCAGCUUGAUUCAGGUAUACCAUGACGAGCUUGGCAGUAAGAUAGCUUAGUAUCCAUUUACAGGUAAACUACUACGUGUACAAAGGGAUGCCCAAUGUCUGGGAACACUGUAUAUAUAAUUCCUUGUAUCUCAUCAACCAAUUAACACAAUGAAAUGUAAAGCUUUUAAUCAAAAAAAAAAAAAAUUCAUGUAAACUUUGGUGAACUGCAAUAACCUUUGCAGCUGUAGUGGAUUUACCAGCUCUUUA